Molecule: messenger RNA, 660 nt
Organism: Acaulospora morrowiae
Lineage: Eukaryota; Fungi; Glomeromycota; Glomeromycetes; Diversisporales; Acaulosporaceae
Source: the annotation of a GenBank genome assembly
AUGGAUAACUUAACCGUACUAACAGAAGGGAGCAAGGUAUAUUCGGAAAAACGAAAGCGAAAAAAAGAACGACCAACUGAAGUGAUAUUUGAUGAAACUGCGAGACGAGAGUUUCUGACUGGAUUUCACAAGCGAAAACUUGAAAGAAAAGAAAAAGCAAGAGAAGCUGCUAUUCUGAGAGAAAAGAAGGCGAGAGCUGAAACGAGAAAAGCUGCCAAGGAGGCAAAAAAAAAAGAAAUUGAGGAAAAACUAAAAGCGUUUCAAUCGUUGAUUGAUCAUACCAACAUAAGUGAAAACGAUUAUGAUAGCGUUGACGAAGUUGAUGAUGACAGUGACAACGACUCUUCUCGCCAAAAACUGUCGGAAUAUAAAGCACCACAAACGUUAACUACCGUAACGAUUAUAGAGGACUUUGAUGUAUCGGAGGCGAUGAAUCAUGAUGGGGGUGACCCUAAAAGGAUCAAAUUAGAGGUCAAAGAAAGUGAUGGCCGAGAUGAGAAAACUGGAAUGGAUGCUAAAAAUUCUACCAAGAAUUCGAACAGCACCAAUAUAAAAAAUAGGGAUAAAAGGAAAGAUGUGAAAAAGAAAAAGUCCAAGAUACGUCACGGUCGAAAAACAAAGUCAUCCUCAUCGCUGAGAUCAAAAAGAAAUCGAAAAUGA